Pipistrellus nathusii (Nathusius's pipistrelle) is the source of this 3786-nucleotide messenger RNA. NCBI's taxonomy places the organism in Eukaryota, Metazoa, Chordata, Mammalia, Chiroptera, Vespertilionidae. The record is from the annotation of a GenBank genome assembly.
AUGGACGCCCCUGAGGAGCCGCUGCCGCCGGUGAUCUACACCAUGGAGAACAAGCCCAUCGUCACCUGUGCUGGAGAUCAGAAUCUAUUUACCUCUAUUUACCCAACACUUUCACAGCAGCUGCCGAGAGAACCAAUGGAAUGGAGAAGGUCCUAUGGCCGGGCUCCCAAGAUGAUUCACCUAGAAUCCAACUUUGUGCAGUUCAAAGAGGAGUUGCUGCCCAAGGAAGGAAAUAAAGCUCUGCUUACGUUCCCCUUCCUUCAUAUUUAUUGGACAGAAUGCUGUGAUACUGAAGUGUAUAAAGCAACAGUAAAAGAUGACCUUACCAAGUGGCAGAAUGUUCUGAAAGCUCAUAGCUCUGUGGACUGGUUAAUAGUGGUAGUUGAAAAUGAUGCCAAGAAAAAAAACAAAACCAACAUCCUUCCUCGAACUUCUAUUGUGGACAAAAUAAGAAAUGAUUUUUGUAAUAAACAGAGUGACAGGUGUGUUGUGCUCAAUGACCCCUUGAAGGACUCUUCUCGAACUCAGGAAUCCUGGAAUGCCUUCCUGACCAAACUCAGGACAUUGCUUCUUAUGUCUUUUACCAAAAACCUAGGCAAGUUUGAGGAUGACAUGAGAACCUUGAGGGAGAAGAGGACUGAGCCAGGCUGGAGCUUUUGUGAAUAUUUCAUGGUUCAGGAGGAACUGGCCUUUGUGUUUGAGAUGCUGCAGCAGUUUGAAGAUGCUCUGGUGCAGUAUGACGAGCUGGACGCCCUGUUUUCUCAGUAUGUGGUCAACUUCGGUGCUGGCGAUGGUGCCAACUGGCUGACUUUUUUCUGCCAGCCGGUGAAGAGCUGGAAUGGAUUGACCCUUCGAAAGCCCAUAGAUAUGGAGAAGCGUGAAUUGAUACAGAGGCAAGAAGCUACCCUAUUAGAUCUGCGCAGUUACCUGUUUGCUCGCCAGUGCACCCUGCUCCUCUUCCUGCAGAGGCCGUGGGAGGUGGCUCAGCGCGCCCUAGAGCUGCUGCACAACUGUGUGCAGGAGCUGAAGCUCUUGGAAGUCUCCGUCCCGCCCGGCGCGCUGGACUGCUGGGUGUUUCUGAGCUGUCUGGAGGUGCUGCAGAGGAUAGAAGGCUGCUGUGACCGGGCACAGAUAGACUCAAACAUUGCCCACACUGUGGGUUUAUGGAGCUAUGCCACCGAAAAGCUAAAAUCCUUGGGCUACCUGUGUGGACUUGUGUCAGAAAAAGGACCUAACUCAGAAGACCUCAAUAGGACAGUUGAUCUCUUGGCAGGUUUGGGAGCUGAGCGACCUGAAACAGCCAACACAGCUCAGAGUCCUUAUAAGAAACUCAAAGAAGCAUUGUCAUCAGUAGAAGCUUUUGAAAAACACUACUUAGAUCUGUCCCACGCUACCAUUGAAAUGUAUACAAGUAUUGGGAGGAUUCGAUCUGCUAAGUUUGUUGGAAAGGAUCUGGCAGAAUUUUACAUGAAGAAAAGGUCUCCACAGAAGGCAGAAACCUAUCUUCAAGGAGCACUGAAGAAUUACCUGGCUGAGGGCUGGGCACUGCCUAUUACACACACAAGGAAGCAGUUGGCCGAAUGCCAAAAACACCUUGGACAGACUGAGAACUACCUUCAGACCAGUAGCCUUUUAGCCAGCGAUCAUCACUUAACUGAAGAGGAACGGAAAUACUUCUGCCAAGAGAUACUCAACUUUGCCAGUGAACAGACAGAUAGCCCAGGUCACAAAGUUGUCCUCCCUAUGCAUUCUUUUGCACACCUGAGAGAUCUCCGUUUCACUCCCUCCAACGCUGUGGUACACGUGGGUGGUGUUUUAUCCGUGGAGAUAACUGUAUGCAGUCAGAUGCCCGUCCCUGUCCACAUGGACCAGAUCGCCAUCAGCGUCCACUUCAGCAUAGAGAAAAACAGUUACCGGAAGACUGCUGAGUGGCUUACCAAGCACAAGACGUCCAAUGGGGUUAUUAACUUUCCAGUGGAAACCUCGCCUUUCCCUGCGUCCCAAAACAGUUUACCAGCUCUGGAGUUGUUUGAGAUGUUUGAGAGGAGCCCCUCGGAUAACUCCUUGAACACCACAGGGAUUAUAUGCAAAAAUGUCCACAUGCUCCUGAGACGGCAGGAAAGCAGCACUGCUCUGGACACGCCCUCAGGGGUGGCUCUGGAUGACGGGGCCCCUGUGCUGAAGUGCUGCAGUGUGACUCUAGAACCAGGGCCCAAUACCAUAACCUUCAGGACACAGGCCAAGGAGCCUGGAACGUACACACUGCGGCAGCUGUGCGCCUCAGCGGGCCUGGUGUGCUUCGUGCUUCCGCACCUCUACCCACUGGCGCAGUACGACGUGUACUCCCAGGAGCCACAGCUGCAUGUGGAGCCGCUGGCCGAUAGCCUUUUAGCUGGUAUUCCUCAGAAGGUCAAGUUCACUGUCACUACUGGCCAUUAUACAGUAAAAAAUGGGGACAGCCUCCAACUCAGCAAUGUGGAAGCCAUGCUCAUCCUGUGCCAGGCAGAGAACAAAGCCGUGAUCUAUUCUAACACGAGAGAAAAGGCUUCUGAUGCAUCCCUCCGGGUUCAGUCGUCUGACAAGGUCACAAGCAUCAGUCUGCCUGCAGCGCCUGCAUACCACAUGAUCGAAUUUGAACUUGAAGUUCUGUCUUUACCUUCAGCUCCAGCAGCUGGAGGGGAGGGGGAGAGCACCAUGUUGGGGAUGUCAGAGGCCCAGAGGAAGCCUAAGGACACACAGAAAGCCGGCCACUGCAUGGCUACCACGGACCACAAAGUGUCCAUCGAGUGCCCGUGGUCCAUCUACUCCACUGUCAUCGCACUGACGUUCAGUGUGCCCUUCAGGACCACACAUGCUGUGCUGUCAGCCGGGACACGGAAAUAUAUUCAAGUUUGUGUCCAGAAUCUGUCGGAACUUGACUUUCGCUUGUCAGAUAGUGAUCUUGUAGACACUGGGGAUAGUACUGGCCUGCAGCUACUGCCAUUGAACACGAAAUCCAAGCAGCACAUCUGCAGCCAGCAGUCGGUGUUCUUUGUCUGGGAACUGACGUGGACACGAGAGCCUCCCCCUCCACUGAGCGGCCGGUUCUCCAUGGAAUUCCGCCCAGCUUCUGAAGAACGGCUGUCAAUCUCCUUAAAGCCCUAUACUUAUGAAUUUCAAGUGGAGAACUUUUUUACCUUAUACACCGUGAAAGCUGAGAUUGUGCCGCCCGCGGGGACGGAGCUCUGUAGGACAGGCUCGCUCUGCGCCCUGGAGGUGUCCAUCACGCGCCUCUCGGACCUCCUGGAAGUGGACAGGGAUGAAGCCCUGACAGAAUCCGAGGAGUACUUUUCCACCAAGCUGAUGUACGAAGUGGUCGACAACAGUAGCAACUGGGCAGUGUGUGGGAAAAGUUCUGGCGUCAUCUCCAUGCCUGUGGUCGCUCAGGCAACACACAGAGUCCACAUGGAGGUGAUGCCCCUGUUUGCGGGUUACCUGCCCCUUCCCGACGUCAGGCUCUUUAAGUACCUCCCACAUCACUCUGCGCACUCCUCACAACUGGAUGCUGACAGCUGGAUAGAAAACGACAGCCUGUCGGUGGACAAGCACGUGGAUGACCAGCUGGACAGCAGCAGCAUCAAGAGCAGGGGCAGCGUGCACUCGGCCUCCAGCAGUGAGCAUAAAGGCUUGCCUAUGCCCCGGCUGCAGGCGCUGCCGCCCGGUCAGGUCUUCAACUCUAGCACGGGCAUGCAGAUCUUGGUCAUCCCCAGCAAAGAUGACCAUGUUCUGGAAGUCAGUGUCACAUGA